Messenger RNA from Saccostrea echinata, 1701 nucleotides. RefSeq lists its product as uncharacterized. Lineage: Eukaryota; Metazoa; Mollusca; Bivalvia; Ostreida; Ostreidae. Bases 1 to 1701 code for a protein of 566 amino acids. The transcript is spliced from 2 exons. Gene Ontology annotation, molecular function: zinc ion binding. The record is from RefSeq and is a predicted model, not a curated record.
AUGGCCGACAUGCAGAUACCAGUUAGCGGUGAACUAUUAAAACCAAGAUGUGAUAUACACUGUAGAGACUUGCUUCCCCUUUACUGUAAGUCCUGUGAUACUCCUCUUUGUAGUGAUUGUGUAACUCUCGGUCAACACAAUGGACAUCAACUGUGUGAAAUCUCCAAAGUGGUUGAACUUCAUCAGCGUGAAUUACAGGAAGUUUUAAGUUUGGACAUCUUGACCUUUGGUAAAACCUUAAACACCGAAAAGACUACUCCGUUUCUGGGGAAAAUCCUUAUUGAAAACGAAGAAAAACAGAAGUGUCUUGCUGUUCACACAGAAAAUCUCAUUCGCAAUAUUAUUAAAAGAGAGGAAGAAAUUCGUGAAAUGGUGAGGCAGUGGAGGGAGAAAACGGUGGGUAAAGUCAUGACCUACACAAACGUUCGUGAGAAUUUUUUGAGGAAAGAACAAUCCUUAAUUCAUGCUUUACUGCACCUUAAAGAAAAAGGCUUCCAGCUCGAUUCCGAAGAAAUGAAAUUGGAGAUCAUGUACUUGAAUUGCGAAACAAGACGUCUUCUGACCAAUAAAGCAAAUUUAUCAGAUAUCGGAGCUUCUUACGAUUUUGAAAAAGGAUCCCUAAAUGAUGAUUCAAAUGAUAUGUUCGGAAACAUUUCAGAGGUUGAAACCUCAUCAGAUUCAAUUUCAUUCAGUCACAAUGAAAAAAAUGAACAGAAAGAAUUUGUAGAAGACGAGGAAGAAUUUCAUGACUGUUUAGAAUUACCAAGGACUUAUCAAGCUGGUAAAGCAUCUAUACAAGGUAUCAUACCCAUAGACAGUAUCAACGUUGUUUUGCAAAGCUCGAAUACGGUCUAUCUUUGUAAUUUCGAGGGAGAAAAAUUUAGUAUGUCUACGAUUUUGGAAUGUGUUCAUCAGAUUGCCCAUAUACCUGCAACUGGAGAUAUACUUGCGAUAAUGGAAGACCAAAAGCAGAUCAGACGAAUUACAUUUAAUAGGAAUGUGAUAACAAAGUUCAUUUAUACCGACCAAACAAAUGAUUAUUUCUGUUGUUUGACGUCAGGAGGGAAAGAAGCUUAUGCUUGUGUAGUUAUAUAUUCAACAACAUCAGCAAGAUAUUCAAAUUCUAGUCAUAUAAAUUUAUUAAAUGAUUACGGUGUGAUUUUGAAGAAGAUCCAAAAGUCUUCCUAUUACUAUACGAGAGCAUUGUACUGGGAAGGAUAUUUUCUUCUCAUUUCAUCCGGUUCUUUCUAUCAGAUUGAAAGGACUGAUUUAAUAAAACAAUGUCCAAUGGGACACUUUUAUAAACAAUAUCGUGGAUCAGUUGGAAGCUACCCGGAAUCACGAUUUUGCCCGACAGACUUGACAAUAGACAGUGAAGACAAUGUAUUAGUGGCUGUCUAUAACGACAAUGCUAUACAUCUACUAGACAAAUCCUUGACUUUCCAGAAACUUCUGAUGACAGAGGAGGAUGGAUUAUGUCAUCCUACUGCUGUUACUAUAGAUACCAGUGGUUACUUGUGGGUGGGAUGUGAAAAUGAACAAAUAUACAGGGUUAAUUAUCAGUAUCUCUUUAGUACAAGUAGACAAGAUAGACUGAAGUUAAUGCAUGUACCAGUCAAUGAAAAAAAGAAAUAUGAAUCUACUGGUCUUUUUUCAUACUUUUCACGCAUACUUCAACAACUACGAUGGAAAUUUAAAUAA